Messenger RNA from Erigeron canadensis, 759 nucleotides. RefSeq names its product probable WRKY transcription factor 75. Gene Ontology annotation, biological process: regulation of DNA-templated transcription. Gene Ontology annotation, molecular function: sequence-specific DNA binding; DNA-binding transcription factor activity. NCBI's taxonomy places the organism in Eukaryota, Viridiplantae, Streptophyta, Magnoliopsida, Asterales, Asteraceae. The transcript has 2 exons. Bases 32 to 625 code for a protein of 197 amino acids. The record is from RefSeq and is a predicted model, not a curated record.
UCUUUUCUUUCUCCUAGCUACCGCUGGUAAAAUGUUUUCUUACUACUCUUCAUCUUCAACAUCACCCGCAUCCGGCGUUAAUUCUACGUGUAUAUCAACAAACACGACGCAUGACAUCCAUGCUGAUUACCAUCAGCAGACGUGGUCAACUGAGAAAACCGAAGAUUGGGUGCACGAAAGCUUGGAUGAUGUUGCGGAUGAUCAUGUUUCCCCAAGCAACAGCAGGCUAAUUAUAGACGCCGAUAAUGGUACUAAUAACAAGCAGGGGAUCAGCAUGGCCUCGACGAAGCUGCAGAGUGGUAAUAAAAUCAUAAAAGGUGAUCAUCAGAAGAGGUUAAAAGCCGGCCUUAAACGUGCUUUUCAAACGAGGAGUCAGGUUGAUAUACUUGAUGAUGGCUAUAGAUGGAGGAAAUAUGGCCAAAAGGCCGUCAAGAACAACAAAUUCCCAAGGAAUUACUAUCGUUGUACACAUCAAGGAUGCAAUGUAAAGAAGCAAGUUCAACGACUAUCAAAUGAGGAGGGGAUUGUGGUAACAACGUAUGAAGGAAUGCAUUCACAUCCCAUUGAGAAACCUACUAAUAACUUUGAGAAUAUUUUAACACAAAUGCAAAUCUAUUCACGUUAAUUAAAAUCCAUCAGAUACAUCACGCAUAAAAUAUUAAUUGUAUGUGGUACGGUACGUACGUGUUGCUAAUAAUGGUUUGUGUUCUUGAGUACUACUCCAUCGAUCUUAAUUAGAAAAUAUAAAAGGUGUUAAAA